Molecule: messenger RNA, 1242 nt
Organism: Rhizoctonia solani
Lineage: Eukaryota; Fungi; Basidiomycota; Agaricomycetes; Cantharellales; Ceratobasidiaceae
Exons: 5
Coding region: 1-1242 (413 amino acids)
Source: RefSeq, a predicted model, not a curated record
AUGGCUGUACCAACGUUUAGGACGUAUAUUGCCCCAAGCACUCAGUCUCUCCUUCGACACCUGGGCCAUUCCUCAGCCAUCUCGGCCAACAACGUCAAUAUGUUUGCUCUCUCGACUCACGCAGAUGACUUGCAAGCUGCCGUUGCUCACUUGACAGCGAUCCCAAACUCGAUAGGCACCUUGACCACUUCAGUUUUCAAAGGAGUUCAACUAUCGAUUGCAUCUUAUCCAAAAGCAUCCUGCCUUCCCUUCCGGUCCACUGUUCCUGGGGUUCCCCAGGCACAAGUGGGUCGUAUUCGAACAUACCGGCCUCCCAGUCGUGAGGAACAAGCCUCAGAGACGCGACUAGGAAACAUGCUAGCAGAGGGAAGUGUGGAUUGGAAUGAUGCGUUGAGUGAAAGCGGUCCUCUGGAGCUUCCCUCGGAUCUACAGCGCAUUCGUGAUAAAUCCAGUGUUUCUUCAUUUUUCUAUCUCAGCGAUGGUAGACCAGAAGGGCUGUUUGAUUCACUACACCGACACUUUCCUGCUGCUAGCCAGCUUGGCUUGAUUGGUAGUUCGACGCCGUUCAUUACCGGACGUCCUUUUACUCUGUUUGAAGGAACCAGCGUCGUUUCUGACGGAGCAGUUGGAGUUGCCUUGUUUAAUCACACCACGCCAAGUAGCGAUAUAUGUUUUGAUGGCAUAUAUGCAGUCUCCGAGCCGAUGGAAGUAACUCAGGCACAGACUAACUUGGUUGAAACCUUGGACGACGGGAACCCAGCCGAAACGCUGAUGGCAGCUAUGAAAGCCGGCGGCACAAUCGGGAAAGACCAGGAAAUUUAUCUCGGGGUCAUAAGCGACCCUACUUCCGGUCCUAAGGCACAGCAUUCUGGAAUACGCACUUACAACUACAGCCGAAUUUAUCGGAUUACGGCCGGAGGUCCUUCUCGAGGAUCACUCCUUUUGGACGCCGCGGAAGGUCCUCAGACAGGUACUAAAGUUCAAUUCGCUACCGCCAGCCCACCUCAGAAGGCCUCGCAUGGUUUGAACCUUUCCAGUCCGGCGUCACCAACUGUUUUGUUGAAUGUAUUGGACGAAACUCAAGUUCAGGCAUCUUCUGUCGACUCGGACAUCCGCGUACUGGACAAGCUAUUCAUUGGAACUUCCGAAAACGGGUUUGUUCUGAAGGCACCAAGUAAAGCAAACCAAGGACGUCCUUGGAUGUGUUCAGUACCUGGUGCAACGGUUCAAUGGGUUUGGUAA